Molecule: messenger RNA, 2808 nt
Organism: Durio zibethinus
Lineage: Eukaryota; Viridiplantae; Streptophyta; Magnoliopsida; Malvales; Malvaceae
Biological process (GO): protein phosphorylation
Molecular function (GO): protein serine/threonine kinase activator activity; ATP binding; protein kinase activity
Source: RefSeq, a predicted model, not a curated record
AAUAAAAAAGAAAAGGAAGGCGAACAAGUGGCGGGAUUUUGCAUGCAAACGUAAUUUGCUUCCAAGUUUGAGCGGCGAUCCGAAAGCCUCGGUGUUUCUCUCUCUUUCCCCUUCUAUCACGAGAAAGCAAACACAUCACAAACAACAACGAGAAGCUCUCCCUCUCAGCAAUGCCUCCCUUCCCUUCCCUUCCCUUUCCUUUCUUUUCACUUCUCUUUCUCUCACUUGAAUGAAUACAUUGAACAUUAAUCAUUAUUAUUUCCUUUCAACUUUUUGCUUUCAUGGAUUUUAAAAACUUUCUCCCUAGGAAUUUUAUUAUUGAUUGUGGGACGUGGGUUCUAAUCAGCUGCUACAUUUUUGAGGGUUUCAAUAGAUCUCAGUGAAGGAGAGGUCUAAAUUAUAAUGGAGAAGAAGAAGUAUCCAAUUGGGCCGGAGUAUUAUACACUGCAUGAGGAGGUUGGACAUGGCGUUAGUGCUUCCGUUCGCCGUGCUGUCUGUAUACCCUUCAACGAGGUUGUUGCAAUCAAAAUUCUUGAUUUUGAACGUGAUAACUGUGAUCUGAACAACAUUUCUCGUGAGGCACAGACAAUGAUCUUGGUUGACCAUUCAAAUGUUCUUAAAUCACAUUGCUCCUUUGUGAGUGAUCAUAAUCUAUGGGUUGUCAUGCCAUACAUGGCUGGGGGAUCUUGUCUUCAUAUACUGAAGGCUGCAUAUCCUGAUGGUUUUGAGGAGGUGGUUAUAGCAACAAUACUUCGUGAAGUGUUGAAAGGUUUAGAGUAUCUUCAUCAUCAUGGGCACAUACAUCGGGAUGUUAAAGCUGGGAAUAUUCUCAUUGGCUCACGCGGUGCAAUCAAGCUGGGAGACUUUGGCGUUUCGGCUUGCCUUUUUGAUUCAGGUGAUAGGCAACGCAUGAGGAAUACAUUUGUGGGGACACCUUGCUGGAUGGCACCUGAGGUUAUGGAGCAACUGCAUGGUUAUGAUUGCAAGGCUGAUAUCUGGUCGUUUGGUAUAACUGCCCUAGAGCUUGCUCAUGGCCAUGCUCCAUUCUCUAAAUAUCCCCCAAUGAAGGUAUUGCUUAUGACCUUGCAAAACGCACCUCCAGGCCUAGAUUAUGAAAGAGAUAGGAAGUUUUCUAAGUCUUUCAAGCAAAUGAUUGCUAGCUGCUUGGUGAAAGAUCCUUCAAAAAGACCUUCAGCAAAGAAGUUACUAAAACAUUCUUUUUUCAAGCAAGCAAGGUCAAGUGAUUAUAUAGCACGGACACUUCUAGAUGGAUUGCCUGCUCUUGGUGACCGUAUCCAGGCAUUGAAGAGAAAGGAAGAAGAUAUGCUUGCUCAAAAGAAAAUGCCUGAUGGUGAAAAGGAAGAACUCUCACAGAAUGAAUAUAAACGUGGGAUAAGUGGAUGGAAUUUCAAUCUUGAAGAUAUGAAAGCUCAGGCUUCCCUGAUUCAGGAUGAGGACCUUAUAUCUGACACUACCCAAGGAGGAAGCUCAAAUUCGUUGUCUACACUUGAUGGACAAGAUAAGCACCCAGAAUUUCAGACCUCUUCUCAAGCUACAGACAAGGAGGAUAAUGACCGGGUCCAGAAUCAACCAGCUCCUUUUGCAGCAGUUGAACCAGCAAUAAAUAUUGCCAAUGUUAGACUUGAAAGAUCUGAUGAUGACUCAAGUGCAGCUAGUCCCUCUCAUGAACUGAAUGUGAUUUCACCUUGUCAUGAUGAUCUUGCUGAAAGUAAUCUCGGUGAAAAGCCUGUUUUGGAGAUCAAUGGAAAAUCUUCUGAUAAUAUGACCAAUCCUUCUCAUCAAAGGACAGCACCAUUUUCAGGGAGCACCUGUAUAGCAGAAACCAAUGUUCUUCUAAUUAAAGGAGAAAGUGAUAAGCAAAACCAGCCCCAGAACAUUUCUGUUGGCAAUGGAGUGGCAGUUCCUGCAGGAGAGGAUACUAUUCCUGAGCUUCCUUCUAAGGCAUCUAAAUCAUCAGUGAACAGCGAUGAUCUUGAUGAGAAAGCAAAGCCACCUGUUGUUCAGCAAAGGGGACGGUUUAAAGUUACCUCUGAGAAUGUUGAUUUAGAAAAGGUUGUCCCAUCUCCUGUACUGCAAAAGAGUCACAGCAUGCAGGUUGGUACUUCGGAGGUGCUCACCCCAAAUCCUAUAGUUUCACUGGCACCAUCAUCUGAUUCUGCAUUAUCAACUCCUGCUGCCGCAUCAUCAACUCUUGCUGCCAAUAAUCUUUUUCCAUUGUUGCAGUCCUUUUUGCAGACAAACAUUGUUCAAAGGGAAAAUAUUCUCAAUCUGAUGAAGUUCAUUUGUGCUGGUGACUCUAUAGCCAACCAUGCUUGUGAGGGAGUAUACAAGCCAGCUAAUGUAGCUGUCACAGAGAAAUCUUUGUUGGAAGUAGCCCAUGAUAGGGAGAAGGAGUUACUUAAUGAAAUAACUGAGUUACAAUGGAGGCUCAUUUGUGCCCAGGAAGAAGUGAAAAAAUAUAAAACAGAGAAUGCUCAGGUGUAAUUUUAUUUCGAACCGCAGCUGGGGAUGGAAGUAAGAACCAAUUUCUUAAACAAUGUGAUUCUAACGAAUGCUAAAAAAGAGAAGAUAGAAACAAAUAUGAGCAAGAGACAUGAUAUAACUAUCAAUCGCUCCAUAUUGUUUGUAUCAUACAUUUUCUUUUCUGGAUAUGAUCUGCAUAUAAUAAGUUGUAGCCUUAACCUUAAUUCUAGGGAUAUUUUUCUACUCAUCGAUUUGGUACCGUUUGUGUUUUGUUUUCCUCAAAUGCUAGUAUUCUACCGUCGUUGAUGUAUUGUUUUUCAUGAA